GGCGUUGGAGGAGAUGGGUGGGGUGGGCGGGGAGGGAGGGAGGAAUGGGUAUGCCCCCGACCCCUCAACAGAAUACAAACCCCUCCCUAUCCCAACUCCGGGCGACUCCGCCGGUACGCAAUCGACAUACACUCAUGACCGUGCGAAUGGGACAAGUGGUGGUGGUGGGUCUGAUUUGUCGUCGAUAGGUCCGAAUCAGUCUGCGAGUCAGAUUGGGGUGGAUGGAGGUGCGGGUGCGGGUGGAGGGGGCGGUGGAAUGAAUGGGUGGGCUGAUGGCCCCUCCCGCCCCCUCUCCCCCUCCCAAAUCGCCCUCCCAUCCUCCCCUCUCUCCCUCCCCCUCCACCACCACCAACAAACAGGCUCACGAUCCCAACUCCCACUCGAAGAUCCGGAUACGCUCCGUCUUUCCAUUGGACCCGCGCAUUCUAUCUCGGAAUACGAUAUGAUUCCUUCGUCGCAGCCUCAGUCUCAGUCCCAGGCCCAGUCGCACAUGAAUCUGAACUCGUCCCAAGGCCAAGGACAACGUGCGGGACAUAAUCACCCACCGACGUUCGAAAGACGGAUAACAGAAGUCGACGAGCCCCCGCCUAGUUCAGACGAGGAAGAUGAGAUGAUGGAGGGUCGGGAAGUCCGAGUGGUCGAGAAUAAUCCGUUCGGGAAACCCAAUACCACCCAUUCCGCAUCGAAAACCGACCUGCGGACGUCCAAGACCAACCUGCAGACGUCGCCAUCCAAGACCGACUUACCCACUACCAACGGCACCGCACCAACCAAACCCCCGACCCACAUGGGUCGCAAGUUCUCCAUCCGGCGUCCUUCCCAAACACAUAAACGAGAAGAUUCGACAUCCUCCGUGUCCAUCGCGGCGUCGCAGUCUGCACCCUCUCGUUCGCGGUUCUUUGGCUCCCUGCACGGUGGUGGUGGUGGGUCAGAUACUCAUAUAGCCUCAGGAUCGGGAUCAGGAUCGGCGAGGGAGAGAGCGAGGGAACGAAAGACGAGCGGGUCGGGAUUUUUUGGAGGGUUGGCGGGAUUGUUUUCGAGGGGGUAUAAAGAUAAGGAAGAAGGUGGAUAUGGUGGGAGCGACACGGGUGGUGGGAGUCCGUAUGCGAGGGCGAAGGGUGGGAAGGGAGGCAAGUGGGCGACGAGGACGGAGGCGAAUUUGAGGAGGGCAAGGGGUGGGGGUGGGGAGAGUGAUUCGGAGGAAGAGGGGUUGCCGGCGUCGAGUGCGUUUGCCGGUCCGGGGGCGAGAGCAGGUGGAGAUGUGGGAGCGAGCGGAAGUGGUGGUUCGCCUUCGCCGAGACGGUUCAGGUUUAAACGAAGGGAGUCUGCAGACGAGGGUGCUCUUCCUGGUGCUAGUGGUGCUGGUGUGGCGGGGACAAGCGCGGGCACGAGUAAAUUGAAGAAGAAAAAUCUGAGAGUGGCAUCUGGGUCUGGGGCGUCGGUCCAGGAAGCGGGAUGGAUGACCGAUGGGGGCGCGACUGCUACCGUGACGAGGAAAAAUCGUCCCGGUGCUUCUGGUUCUGGUUCUGGGUUUGGGAAGGAUAUGGGUGGUGAGGGUGGAGGGGAGGACACUGUCAGGGCGAAGGGUAGGGGGAGGAAGGCGUCGAGUUCGGAUGUGGGGCCUUCGACGACAACGACGACAGGUAUGAGAAGUGGGAAUGGGAGUGCGGUGUCGCUUGACGGGGUGGAGAGUGGGACGUCGACGCCGAGGGCGAGUGCGAAGGCUCCUUCUUCCGCCGCAGCCGCCAACAACACCAACGCUUCUACCACCACUAUCACUGGUCCCAAGGCCAACGCCGAUAGUGGAAAUGGAUCGACAUUGAAGAAGAAAGGCACGUUGACGAGGAGCGGGAGCGUCACCAGUGCUUCGUCCGCACCUGUCGUUUCUUCCUCUCCGUACGGACACGCGAGGUCGAAAUCGACGAAUAUGCAUACGCAUACGAGAUCGAGAUCUGGGUCUGCUUCGGCGACGAAUCUGACUUCGUCCACAUCCAUGACCGUAACGGGUAGCAAUAAACCGAAACGAGCCUCUUCGCCUCCCGCGCCCAAAUCCGGCACCUCCGCACAUUCCGCUACCUGGUCGUCGUCGUCGUCUCCAAGCCCACAUCACUCCCGUGGGGCGACGACGUCCGUGACGGCACCCGGACAGACGUCACUCAUGUCCAUCGUCGAGGGCGUGACGAAGGCGAAUAGGGAGGGGUGGAUGCAGAGGGCUUGGGAUGCAGACGUUUCGUCGCCUGAUGCGCCGUUGACGAGCGCGCGCAGCACCGGAACGGGAGGGGCGACGAUGACCGGGGGGUUGGUGGGCGUGAAGGCGCCGCCGAGGGUGGGGAGGGAGGAUUUGGCGAUGUUUGAUGCGGGGAGGAGUGUAGGAACGGGAGCAGAGGUACCGGGAGGGAGGAUGGAGAGUGUGACGGCGCCGGGGAGCGUUUUCGAUUCUCCCAGAGGUGGUAACGCCCAGCUUUCGAGAUCUAUGUCCACGACGACGGCGACGACGAAGCCUGCGCGUGGAUCGGAGGUGGUGGCUACACCGAAACCUGUUAGGGCGAAUAGCCUUUCUGCAGCCUCUGCCCCUUCCUCUCCCCGUACCAAUGCACCCGCAUCCCCCGAUAUGAGCCUCAGCCCAAACGACACGAUGCACCAACCAGGCCAAGUCAAAACCCCGCUCAAAUCUGCGCUCCGGUCUCGGUCUCCUUCCCCCCUUCCUCCCGCCAGCACAUCCACCUCUUCAUCCUCACCUCCUUCUUCUUCCCUCGCGUCAGCGCCCAUACCGAGAGUUGCUUCGCCUGUCCCCAUUCCCAUGUCUGUCGCGCCACCGAUCGUGAUCCCGACGGCACCGAGACCUUUGUCUGCGUCGAUGGAGGAUAAGAAGAAGGAUAGCGAUGAGGACUCGAUAUCAUCGUAUGAGACGGGGCAUGAGAUGUUCUAUGAUGAUGAGGAAGAGGCGCCUAAGGUUCCUGCGAAGGACGAGGAGGGAGGCUCGGACGUGUCGCAGUCCACUGUUGAUGCGAAUCCUCAUUCCAACAAUCCCAAUACCUCGGGCAAUGCGCAAGGCUCGGAUGGUCCUACUGGUACGGCGCCCGUGAGGAGGAAGAGCGUGAGGAUGUCGCUGCAGCCUACGUUCUCGCCUACGCCGCCUGCGAUCGAGGACGACGAGGCGACGGCGGAGCCUUGGGGCCACGGGAGUGUUGGGAACAACGGACAUGCGAACGGGGGUGCGUGGGAGAUGCGUGGUGGGACGCAGGGCAGAGAGAAGGAGGAGAAGGAUGUGUGGGAGGAUUCGAGCGAUGAGGAUGUGGAGUAUAGGAGGGCGAGGGCGCUGUUGAGGAAGGUUGGUAGGAAGAUACAUAAGGUUUGAGGGUUGACGUCGUGAGCUUGGUGGGAGGGGUGGAUGAUAUCAGGUUUUCUUCAUCGUUUUUUUCGGUCUCGUUCGUCUUUGAUUUGUGGUUUUCAACUGGGUUGUACCCUCCUAUCUUCAUCUCCUUGUUCAUCUCCUUCUAUUGCAUACCGGUCUCCAUUGUAUAUACGCACAUCACGGUCUUUCCGAUCUUAGCGUCUAUAGCCAAUCCUUCGUCAUUCGUUUCUCCCAUAUACGACUGUCCUCGUCCCUUGUUCAUCAUUAUCCCCGGAUAUCUGUGCCUCGUCUACAUGUAUAUCCUCAGUCACCGUUUAUCUGUUUCCUGUCCGUAUCAUAUGUGUACAUUACGGUCGUUCGCGUUCUAUUUCUGUUGUUUUGUUUUAGAACAUUUCGUCUUCAAUUAUCCCCGUCCCUAUCGAGUAGCAGUACUCUAUUGUGUCUGAUGAUAUUCUAGGCACAAUCUUAGUGUCUGUGUCGUGAUGAACUUCGGUGUCUGUUCGGUAUGUAUCGC
This is a messenger RNA of Stereum hirsutum FP-91666 SS1, 3869 nucleotides long. RefSeq lists its product as uncharacterized. The transcript has 3 exons. Bases 14 to 3358 code for a protein of 1114 amino acids. Lineage: Eukaryota; Fungi; Basidiomycota; Agaricomycetes; Russulales; Stereaceae. The record is from RefSeq and is a predicted model, not a curated record.